Messenger RNA from Penicillium maclennaniae, 1653 nucleotides. It is a transcript of the gene glr1, whose product is annotated as glutathione-disulfide reductase GLR1. The record is from RefSeq and is a predicted model, not a curated record. The transcript has 3 exons. Lineage: Eukaryota; Fungi; Ascomycota; Eurotiomycetes; Eurotiales; Aspergillaceae. Bases 1 to 1653 code for a protein of 550 amino acids. Gene Ontology annotation, biological process: glutathione metabolic process; cell redox homeostasis; cellular response to oxidative stress. Gene Ontology annotation, molecular function: glutathione-disulfide reductase (NADPH) activity; flavin adenine dinucleotide binding; NADP binding. Gene Ontology annotation, cellular component: mitochondrion; cytosol.
AUGCUCUCCCGCUCCAUCCCUGUGCAAUCUUCCCGGACCAGCUUUCGCAGCCUCCUUUCCCGGUCUCCCUCUCGCAGACGAAUUCACUCCGGUCCACUGACCGUGAAUCGAACCCUGGCGACCAUCCACAGCAAGCCCUCCACCACAAUUGCGCCUACUUCUCGACUCUCCUCCAUCUCGCGUCACUUUUCCUCCUCGUCUCUGGUCUCGCAGAGCACGACUUCGUCCACAAUGGCCCCCAUUGAGGUUCAGCAGUAUGACUACAUCGUCCUAGGCGGUGGAAGUGGUGGUAGUGGAAGUGCCCGCCGUGCAGCUGGCUGGUACGGCGCAAAGACUCUGAUUGUCGAGAGUGGUCGUUCCGGCGGUACUUGCGUUAACGUUGGAUGUGUUCCCAAGAAGAUGACCUGGAAUUUCGCGACCAUCCAGGAGACGAUGGACAUCGGCAAGCACUACGGUUACGAUAUCCCUGAAGGCAUCAAGAUUGACUAUCACAAGUUCAAGACUACCCGUGAUGCUGUGAUCAAGCGCUUGAACGGCGCCUAUGAGCGCAACUGGGGCAACGAGGGUAUUGACCUGGUCCACGGCCGUGCUCGCUUCGUCGAGCCCAAGGUCAUUGAGGUUGGUCAGCAGGAUGGCAGCGUCGCCCGCUACACUGCUCCCCACAUCCUGAUCGCUACCGGUGGUCGUCCCAGCCUGCCCAAGGUCCCCGGUGUCGAGCACGGUAUCACUAGCGAUGGCUUCUUCGAGAUGGAGGAGUUGCCGCCCAAGAUGGCCGUUGUCGGCGCUGGCUACAUCGCCGUUGAGUUGGCUGGUGUGAUGAACGCUGUCAAAGUGGAGACACAUAUGUUCAUUCGUGGGGACAACUUCCUGCGCAAGUUCGACCCCAUGAUCCAGAAGACUAUGACCGAUCGCUACGAGGCUGCCGGUGUCCACAUGCACCGCCACCACGCUGGUUUCAAGGAUAUCCAGCUCAUUCGCGAUGGCAAGGGCAAGGACCGUCUGAUCAAGCUGAUCAACCACGAUGGCUCCGAGCUCGAAGUAAACGAGCUUCUCUGGGCUGUUGGCCGUGCCCCCGAGAUCGAAGAUCUGGCUAUCGAUAUCCCCGGUAUCAAGCUGAGCCCCAGCGGUCACAUUGUCGUUGACGAGUACCAGAACACCUCUGUCGAGGGCGUUUACGCUCUCGGUGAUGUGACUGGCCAGGCCGAGCUAACUCCUGUCGCAAUUGCUGCCGGUCGCCAACUCGGCAACCGUAUCUUCGGUCCCUCAGAGCUGAAGUCCUCCAAGAUCUCCUACGAAAACAUCCCUACGGUCGUCUUCUCCCACCCCGAAGUUGGCUCCAUUGGUCUCACCGAGCCCGAAGCCCGUCAGCGCUACGGUGACGACAAGAUCAAGAUCUACCACACCAAGUUCACCAACAUGUUCUAUGACGUCGGCCUGUCCCCUGAGGAGAAGGCCAAGAACCCCACCGAGAUGAAGAUCAUCUGCGCCGGCCCCUCGGAGAAGGUUGUUGGUUUGCAUAUUCUUGGUCUUGGCGUUGGCGAGAUGUUGCAAGGCUUCGGCGUUGCUGUGAAGAUGGGUGCGACCAAGGCAGACUUUGAUAGCUGUGUGGCCAUUCACCCUACUGCUUCCGAAGAGCUUGUCACCAUGCGGUAG